AUGUCCACACUGAUGGAUCAGACAGAUCUUGCUCUCCAUUCAUCGAAUCCUCACUUUGAUGUCAACUCGAACCAAAAUCGGGUCCCUACGGAGACAGAAGCACGAGGACUCCGUUCGCUCCGAGAGACGCAACAACGUAUCGUCAAUUUCCUGGAAUCCGAGGUCACCAAACUCUCCGCUACCUGUACUUCAAUCUCCGAGAGGAACGCACGCCUGCUUCUCGAAGUUGAGGCAGGGAAAUCCGAGCUCCAUCAUACUCACCAGCUCUUAAAGAGCUUGGAGACUCAGCGUACAAGUAGACUGGAGGAUAUUGCGCGAAUUGAUGCUCUAUUUCAUCCAGUUCGACGUAUGCCUCCGGAGCUUCUCCAGCUCAUCUUUAAAGAAUGCGUUUACAGCAGCUCUGUUCCAUUUUACCAGGCCAUUCUUCUUGCUCUGGUAUGCCGGAGAUGGAGAGCGGUCGCCCUCGACACCCCAGUUCUUUGGGCUCGUAUUUCCAUCCGGCUCAAGCCCAACACCGUGUCGAGGUGGACCGAUGUAGGACGUGUUCUUGGCCCGCGACUUAAAUCGGCGCCAGCAAUAAUCCGCAUUCAUCUUCGCAAGGAUACGGUUGCCGCAGAUUUUGAGAAACUACACCUGCGACAUAUUCCCGUAAUCAAGGAACUAACACUUAGACUAGAUGAUGACGGCUCGUUAGCACGAUAUAUCCCGUCUGCUGUGCCCCUUCCGCAAGUGCGUUCAGCAGUGCUCGAAUUGCCGUCCACUAGUCAGCUACAAUUAGCGAUGAACAGGGUACAUCGUUGGUUCCCGAAUGUGGAAAUCCUGGAGACGGUCUGCCUCCAAGAAUUUCAAUACCAUGCUCACACCACAUAUCCAAACAUUCGGCAGCUGCGCUUCGCUUUCAGUGAUUCUAUCGACCUUUUCGACAUCUCUCAAUCGUUCCCUCACCUCAAGCAGCUUGUCUUGGCGUCGGUGCAAAUCUUCGAAGUCCCCAUCGCUCUCGACCUGACGUUCUUGGAGCACCUUCAAAUUAGCGGUUCGACGACAGGUAUCGACCUAUGGAUCGACAGGAUUAAAUGCCAAUCUCUCAAGACACUUAUCGUCCUUCAACAACCAGAAGAUGCUGUUCUGGACUUUGUCACCCGGCACAGGAGCGUGGAGACCUUGGAAGUCGAUGGAACCCCGGGAUUCCUGACGCAACUACAUCACUUCCUUCCGAAUCUCAAGGGAUUAUAUCUAAAUGGAGCGUAUGACGAGCUCUUCGCUCGCCCGGGGGAUACUGAGCCGUUGUUCAGGUCACUCGAGGUCCUUGUAGUCGAGGGAGAGGACUUGACACAUGCAGAGUUUGAGAGCAUUGUCCGCGCUCGAGCACUCCCUCGUGAUCACCCGUUGAGUCUGUUGCCGACUCAGUGCGUGCCACUGGCGUUCAAGGUGUGCAUACUACCCAGUAUGUUGAAAGUCAUGUUGGAUAAGCCCCAUGCCUGGCCUUCCAGCGAGCUUUAUCGCACUUCUCGCCGCCAAAUUGAGGACAUAGAGCGCUGGACCGGCUACGUCGAGGUUUCAUUCACUUGGGAGUAA
Messenger RNA from Serendipita indica DSM 11827, 1575 nucleotides. The record is from the annotation of a GenBank genome assembly. NCBI's taxonomy places the organism in Eukaryota, Fungi, Basidiomycota, Agaricomycetes, Sebacinales, Serendipitaceae.